Messenger RNA from Catharus ustulatus (Swainson's thrush), 2341 nucleotides. RefSeq names its product carbohydrate sulfotransferase 13 (gene CHST13). NCBI's taxonomy places the organism in Eukaryota, Metazoa, Chordata, Aves, Passeriformes, Turdidae. Gene Ontology annotation, biological process: proteoglycan biosynthetic process; carbohydrate biosynthetic process. Gene Ontology annotation, molecular function: sulfotransferase activity. The coding region runs from base 96 to 1007 and encodes 303 amino acids. Gene Ontology annotation, cellular component: membrane. The record is from RefSeq and is a predicted model, not a curated record. The transcript has 3 exons.
GCCGGGCACCGCGCCUGGCGCUGGCCGCCGGCCUCGGCUCGCUCCUGCUCGUCCUCUUCUACUUCCAGAGCAGCCUCAGCCCAGCCUCUGAAGAUAUGAGACCCACCUGGCAAGGCAAGGCUGGUCGCAGCCCACUCCAGGCCCUGUAUGAGAGUGACCAGUUUGAGCAGUCGUCCCUGCAGGCAGUUCACCAGCAGAGACGGGAGAUGUUGAGCAGUGUCUGCAGCCGUUACACCCGCAAGCGGCGGCUCCUGCAGCCGGAGGACUUGCGGCACUUGGUGGUGGACGACACGCACGGGCUGCUCUACUGCUACGUGCCCAAAGUGGCCUGCACGAACUGGAAGCGGGUGAUGAUGGUCCUGACGGGGCAAGGCAAGUACCAGGACCCGCUGGAGAUCCCCGCCCACGAGGCCCACGUCCCCUCCAACCUGCGCACCCUGGCCGAGUACAGCGUUCCCGAGAUCAACUCCCGCCUGCGCAGCUACCUCAAGUUCGUCUUUGUGCGGGAGCCCCUGGAGCGCCUGGUCUCGGCCUACCGCAACAAGUUCACGCUCAGCUACAACACGGCCUUCCACAAGUACUACGGCACCAAGAUCAUCCGGCGGCACCGGCGGGAGCCCAGCGAACGGGCCCUGGAGCGCGGCGACGACGUGCGCUUCGAGGAGUUCGUGUACUACCUGCUGGACCCGCGCACGCAGCAGGAGGGGCCUUUCAACGAGCACUGGGAGCGCGUGCACUCGCUCUGCCACCCCUGCAUCAUCCACUACGACGUGGUGGGCAAGUACGAGACCCUGGCUGAAGAUGCCAACUACAUCCUGCAGCUGAUAGGGGCCGAUACGAGCGUCAAGUUCCCGGCUUCGUCCAAGACCACCAGGACGACAGACGACAUGACGGCCAAGUUCUUCCAGGACAUUAGCCCCUUCUACCAAAGAAGACUCUUUAAUUUAUACAAAAUGGACUACUUGCUAUUCAAUUACUCCAUCCCCUCGUACCUCCGCAUCCGAUGAGGCAGGGGCUGUGGGGGAAGAGGUGGGGGAGAGCUGGAUAACUCUCAUCUUGCCACAAUUCCUCUCCUCCUACCUUGUGCUCAUCUCUGGUUGACUUCUUCCCUUUUAUCAGGGUCUGCUCCACCUCCCGAUGCCUUGUUCAUGCAUGAUCUGGAGGAAGAACACUUCUCAAAACACUGGGGCUUUUCCUUCUGUUCCUUCUCAGCCUUCAAUAUCUACAGGGAAUGGUGGCGGGACUUGACACUUCUUGCCUUGGUUGGGGACUUUCUUUUAACUAAGAAAUUUCUCUGUAGAUCCAAAUCUUGAGAAGGCUCCUUUUUCGGGCAGGAUCCCUUCAGGUCUUUCUCCUCCUUACUGGGCUGUUUGGGGGCAGGCGUGGAGUCUCAGGGGUCAGAGUGAAGUGUAUCAGAGACUUGCACAGAACCAGAAAUAAAGCAAUAAUUUAAUGUAACUUUUUCCUUUUAUUUAAAAUUGCUCCCACCUUUUCUUUUUGUCUUGUUGUUCUCUGUUCUCAUCCCACUUCCCAUGUCAUCCCCAACAGAGGUGGAAAGGAACAGAGGUGAGGUGUGUUGCUCUGACUACAUUUUUAUCCCUGGAGGCAUGUUUUGUUCCUCUCUUUCCACAUGUUCUCAGUUGAGGUGCAAAAUACACCAAAGACAGAGAGGAAAGGCCUGCAGCAGGUGCUCAGUGCUUUCCCAUGAACUACCACGGCAGGUCCUCAGUGCCUGUGUGUGCAUGUCUCUGGAUUUCUGGUCAAAUCCAUUAAAUCCAGGCCCCACACCUCCCAUUUUUUGAAAGCAGGUGAUAACAGUUGCAAAGCCAUACAGACAGCAUGGGUGCAGUGUCUGCUCUGAUGAAAUCACAUCAUCCCCAGUGUCCUGCCCAUGGCCCUGCUGGCAGUCCUGGCUUCCCUUCCCAUGACAGCAUGGGCUGCUCCUGUGUGCAGCCCUUUAUAAAAUUGUAACGUGUUUGGGGGAGCACUGGGCUGGGAUGUGGGAGAUUGCUGUGGUCAUGGAGAGGUAGCGUUGGACUGGGAGGCCAGAAAAAUCUGUGUGUGGAUUUGUGUGUGUGUGUGUCCCUGUGUGUGUGAGAGAAAAAAAAUUGAGGAUAAAAACAGGGAGAGAGACACCUAGAGGGAAACAGUCCUUUGCCUGGUUGCUUUUGGAUCAUCAUUCCUUGAAGAAAAAAACAGGGAGGAGAGGGUGAAACACAAAAGAAAAUGACAAACUGAGCCCUAGGAUUUUAAAUUAAAACCAGCCCAUAUUUCAGUCUUUCCUCUUUUCUGUUUGGCUUUGGCUUGCUGGCUGCCUUUGUAAAUAAACACACUGGUAAUA